UAUAUUCUUCCCUACAUCAUUCUCAUUUGCUUGUGUCUAGAGUUUUUAUUGCAAGUAAAUUUCCUAUUUAAUCAACGAUUCGCCUUUAUCCCGUUAUUGUUGAUACAUACAAUUUAUUCCACCCCACAUUCAUUCAUACAAUCAAUCAAUCAAUCAAUAAAUCUAUCAUCUUAUACAUACAUCAAUUCUUUUUAUAAUUACUUCAACAUAUCAUCAUCAUCUGUCUAAACCAUCAUAGAUUUUUUUUCUUCUUCAAUCAUCACUGAUAAUAUCAUAUACCAUACCCCACGUCAUCCGCAUAUAAUAUAAUGUCUACCACACCUCAAGGUGAAGUGUUUUGUGGUGGUGCCACCACUUCUCAACAUGUGGAAGCCCAAGAUGAUGAUCAUUUUGAAAAUACUACUUUUAAAUUAAAGAGAACAAGAUCGAUGGGACUUUUAGAUGAAUUUAUCGCUCCCCUCCAAAGUACUGACGAUAAUACUACUGAUAAUAAUAUUGUAUCUUCUUCCCAUCAUGAACUUCCAUCAUCACAAUCACAAUUACAAGCCCAACCACAACAACCGAAUUUAACUGUAGAUACAUCCUCAUCCAAAUUAAUAUCAGAAUCAAAUGAAAAUGAUAAUAUUCUUCCUCGAUCUUCGUCUUUAUCCCCUCCUCAGGCUCAAACCCCAACUUUAUCAGCUUUACAACUUGAAAGUCCUCUGUUGAUACCUCAUGACGAUACAGAUAUAGCAACUGAACCUUGGAGACAUGUCGAUUAUUUAUCUCAUCAAUGGGAUGUAUCGGAUAUAUCGAAAUCUUGGAGAUAUGUUAUACAAAAACGUAAAGAUGUAGCUGAUUCGGCAAGAUUAGAAAAUGCAAGUUGGAGAACUUGGGCUCAAAGAAGAUCAAAUUUAAAAACUAUUAGUCCUGAAGUUGUAAAUUGGUCAAAAGAUAGUGAUGUUACUUGGCUUUAUGGCCCUAUAUUAAAAGAUGAUAGUCCAUCAUUAAGUUCAAGUCCAAAGAAAGAUCAUCAUUUUCAUAACACAAGACAUCAAUCGAUUGCUUCUAAUUCAGUGGCAGGUGAUAUAUCAAUUCCAAAUCCAAAUGCUCCAAAACCAAUUUUAAAAAGAAGAACAGUUGAAGAUAUGAUGAUUAGUCAUUCUAAUUUAUUAAAAUUAUCUAUGGCAAGUAAUAAAGUAUAUCAAAAGACUAGAGAACAAAUUCAACAACAAAGACAUAAAGAAAAUAUAGAAGAAGAUGAAAAAAAUGCUAAUGAUACUCCCGAUUUUGCUGAUUAUGAUGCCAUAUCAGCUAAAUUAAAUACUCAAUAUAAUGGUCAAAGAUCAAACAGUGGUAGUAUUUCAAAAUUACAAGAUUUAUUAAAUGAUCCUAAUAAUAGUCAUCAUAGUUCAUCCAGUUCAAAUGUUAAUAUUUCAACUCCAUUAUUCAGAGGUACAGAUAGUAAUGAAAAUGCUUCAACUUUAAGUAUUGAUACUAUUGUUUUAAAUUCAUCUACGAAAUCAGCGUUAUCAAAUGAUCGUGUCAAUGAUUCCAUAGAUUCAAGUUUCAAUACAUCUCCAUUAAUAGCUGCUACUUCCAUUGAUAGUAAUAAAGUGAAUAGUGGUGAACCAGUUUCGAUAUCUCCUCCUCAACCAUCUAAAGAAAUACGUCAUAUUCAUUUUAAUGAUGAAGUUCAACAAUGUAUGGCAAUAGAGAACUUCUCCGAUGAUGAAGGUAAUGAAUAUAAUUCUUAUGAUGAAAAUGAUGAUCAAGGUCUUGAUUAUGAUUAUGAUACUGAUAUGAGUGGCUAUCGUUCUUCAAAAUAUAGAAAUCACUCUCCUUACACUAGUGAUUUUGAUAAUGACGAUGACGAUGAUGAUGACGAGGAAGAAGAAGGCUUUGUCCUCAAUGUUAAAUCUCCUUCAUUAUCUGCUUCAACAAUCUUACCUUCUUUAGGUAAUAACCAAAGUAAUCUUAAUAACAACUCAAAUCAAGAAAAUACCGAAGAUAAUGAAUCAAUCUCAACUGAUACUAGUAAACUAUAUAGAACAAGAUCCAUUGUAUUGUUACCUUCGACGUCAUUAAAUUAUGGUUCUGACGAAGAAAGUGAUGAAGAAAAUCCAUAUACUUCAAGUUUAUCUCAUAAUGUUAAUAAUGAAAUAAGUAGAGGUUAUGAUUAUUAUUAUGAUUAUAAUACGGUUUAUACCAUCGAUCCAAAUCAUGCUAUUUAUGGUAAUAAAAAGGAAACUCCUGAUGUCAUUGAUGUUCCAGAACUUAUUGGAAUUGGAUCUAAUUUCGAUUAUGAUUAUGAUACUUCAAAUAUAGUACCGAUUAUUAAUCCAACCAUUAUAAAUAACAACAAUAUCAAUAUUAAAACAACACCAAAUUUAUCAACUUCAACUUCACCCACAUUAUCUUCUACUUCUGGUUCAGUACCAGUUCCAAUACCGAUGCCUGUAUCCAUACCAGUUCCAGUACCAUCAGGAAUCCCAUCUAGACCCCCAGUUAGCAAUCCAUUUCAAUUGAGUGACGAUGAAGGAGGUUCCAGUGAUGAAGAUGAUGAUUUCGGAUUAUCAAUUAAUACUCGCUCAUCAAGUCAAUCAUUGGCUCAACAAGCAUUUGGACAUCAAACUAUGACAGCUCAUUAUCCUGAGACAUUUGAAAAUCCUGAACCUACCAAUAUUCCAGUUUCAAUGAUAAAUCCUCAUCAUUCUUCAGCAUCAUUAUCUAAACAACCUCAUUCAUCUGGAUCUUUAUCACAACUGUUUUUUGGUGAUUCAAGUGUUGGUGGUUUAACUAAACAAAAGCCAUCCUCUAGUGCCUUGUCAGAUCAAUUCUUUAAUUCAGCAUCAGCAAUAUCACCUCCUGCUACUGUUGGUUCUAAUGUACAACAACUAGAUAGAGUUGCAUUCUCUCCAUCUCCUGAUAAUAGUUUACAACGUACUUUAUCUAACACUCAAAAGAAAUCAUCACCAUUACCCCCACAAACUACAUCUGAAAAUGCAUUCCUGGAAAAUUUAACUCCUCCACCAGGUCAACCGGUUUUAGAGCAAGCAUAUCAAAAUGAAACUAUAGUACAACAACCUCAAUCGAAGAAUACUUUUUCAUUUGACGAUUCUGAUUCUGAGUCUGAAGAUGAUUUUAUUUCAGCUGCAUCAUCAUCAAUCAAACGUCCACCAUUACAAGGUAAAUCUAGUUAUGCAACUUUAGCAGAAGUUGCUAACCAAAAUGGAUUUGGUAGUAAUAAUCAAUCACCAGAAGUUGGCCAAGCCACUGUCGAUGACUCAGUACAUCCUUCUCUCGUUGGACAAGCCAAAGGAUUGGCUAAUCAAUUCUUAGGUGGUUGGAAAAACAAUGCUUCUCCAAGCGAUUCAUCAUGAUACUAUGAUUAUCAACAACAACAACAACAAAAACAACUAAAAAAAAGGGAAAAAUUAUAGGAGACAGUUUUGAUUCUUGUCUAUACCUGAGUCUCACAGCUCAAAACUAUGAUACGUAUAUAAAUGUAAUGUUUUUUUUGUCUGCUUCUACGUUUUAUAAUUUUUAUAUUAAUGCAAGUUAUGGUUAUAAAUUAAUGGUUUUAAAAUUGUUGUAAAAUUUUAGUUUGAAUGCAAAAAUCUCUAUCCAUGAGCUUUGUUGGGGGAAGAAAAUCUCAGACUGC
This is a messenger RNA of Scheffersomyces coipomensis, 3643 nucleotides long. RefSeq names its product protein phosphatase regulator (gene REG1). The transcript has a single exon. Lineage: Eukaryota; Fungi; Ascomycota; Pichiomycetes; Serinales; Debaryomycetaceae. Bases 309 to 3362 code for a protein of 1017 amino acids. Gene Ontology annotation, biological process: cellular response to glucose starvation; protein catabolic process in the vacuole. The record is from RefSeq and is a predicted model, not a curated record.